GCAUCCCGGGAAACCGGGUUUGUUAUCGUUUGGGAGAAAAUGGAAGGCGUGCGGCCGCCACCCCUCCGGAGCCUGGACGACUUUCUCCUGAGCUCGGCGAGGUUCGCGCUGCCGGAUGUUCGCGACCUGGACCGCUGGAACAACCGCAUCAUCAACAACCUGCUCUACUACCAGAGCAACUACCUGCUGUCCGCGCUCGGCCUGCUGCUCUUAGUGGGGUAUUUCUGGCCCUUACAGUUGUGUGUUGGGGCAGUGGUGGUCACCCUGUUGUUCCUUGGCUUUGUCUGGGCUGCAGAGAACCAAGCUCCCAUUCGCCGUUUCCGUAGAAACCACCCAUCCAUCUGUGUGUUGGCCAUUCUCGUGGCCAGUUACUUUUUCAUAUCAGUGCUGGGAGGCGUGGCUGUCUUCCUGUUUGGAAUAGCCUUCCCUAUACUGAUGGUUCUGGUCCAUGCGUCGGUGAGGCUGCGCAGCCUGAAGAACAAGAUGGAGAAUAAACUGGAAAGCAUCGGUUUGAGGAGGACACCCAUGGGACUCCUGUUAGAGGCCCUGGGACAGGAACAGGAAGCUGGAUCCUAGAGAGGAAGGAAGAAGAGAAGGAGGAGAAGGUGUGUGCAGGGGUGGAGGGUAGGCCGGGUCCAGUCACAGGGAAAUGCAAAGAGAGAUGGAGGUGAAGAAGUGGGCGGGAAACAGGAAGUUGAGAGGAAAAACAGAGAAGCAGAAAAUUACUGCAGGAAUAGAAGAAGAUACAGCAAGUAUUUCAGGUAUGGUCUGCUGUCUGUUCAGCAUAGUCACAUUGAGGCCUGAUAUGACACGCUAGUAGUUCCCAGCCUGUAUUGACCAGUGUCCCCUGAAGUAAAAUAGAGGGAUGUUGCAUUUGUCAACUAGUGAUUACCAGUGUUUCAAGUAAAAAAAUUCACAAUUUUAUGCAAACAGAAUUGUUUUAUUUUCCCCUAUCCUUUUUAUCAUCUUGUGACCCCUCAUGUUAAUCCUGUGAACUAAUGUGGGGGUCCCGUCCCCCAGGUUGGGAACCACAGUGACACAUUAAAAAGCUCUGUGUCCUGCAUUUCAAAAUAUAUAUUUUUUUAAGUUUUUCUCUCGGCUAUAAUCUUGAAACAUUAAAAACUUUUUCUUGUGACAUUAUGAAUAUUUUAAAAAUGCUACAACUUGAUUAUCGUAACAAUACCACUCUUAAAAACAUCUGGACUUUAUUCUUGAAGUCUCCACAAAACUUCCACAUCCUGCUGCAUGCUCCAUAGGGUGUAAGUGCACACUUUGUAAUGCUAAUAGGCUUUUUCAGUCUUUAAUUAUUGCAGUCUCUCACAAUAGCUUGUAGUGGAAAUGUGUAGCACGUAAAGUGUAACGUUUAUGUGUUGCAGCUACAUCCCUGCUCCUACAACCAGCCUUUGGGCUUUUCAUUAACAAACUUAAUUAAAACAGUUAAGAAGCAUUAGAAAUUAGUGGAACGAUCUCUCCCCAUCGAUUUGAAAAUGAAGAGCCAAGAAAUAUCCAGGAAACUGGUUGUAAAGCUCAGAAAUCCAAUGACAGUAAAGAUACACCUGCAUUUACUGACUCCAAAUGAAUUCCUCUUUCAUUUAGUGUUUCCAUUAGUUUGUGUUGGAUUGAAGUGUGACUUGAGUUCUUAACUGGGCUUGAGUUCAAAGAAAAAACAAGGUUUAAUAUGAAGAGAGAAUCUCCCCAGCCCCCUUGGUCUAAAACCCCCUGUUGAGCAAAUGGGAGGAGAAGGAAAAAAUGAAGGAAGGAAAUAAAAAAACUUUUAUAUACCACAUUUCUAAGCCUGUAUUUAUCAAGAGGAAACUGCUUCACCCACCAAGCUGCCAGUCAGACUCCUUCACUGCUGGUCAGUGGGAUCUGGACUGGGAAAAACUCGACUGGAGCAAACGAACAAAACACUUUGAAUUUACUCGUCAUUCCUCUAUAACCAAAAUCCCUGUUACCACAAAUUGCCACUAAACAAAAAGAUUUGUUUUUUGUAUGACCAGACUCGUGGUAAAUGUAAUUAUUUUCUCCUUGUAAUUUACUCUGCUAUAAACUCUUGUUUAUAGCCACACUAGCUGCAUGUCUUUGUCGGUGGAUCAGUCCAGGCUGAAAUAUCUAGAUUGCAAUAAGAUUUCAGUGUUAGUCCCUAUCAGAGGAAUCUCAGUGGCUGUUGAGCCCAUCUUUUCAAUAUCACACCACCAACCAGGUCACAAUUCUUCAGGGAAAUAAAUGUAUGAAGACCAAAGGCGGAAGAUGAAGUCACGGUGCCUGUGUUCCGUGGAAAGGAAACCUGUUCUGGGGGUUUGCUUGAGUCCAUUUUCUAAAAUAAUCUGGCAUCUCGUACAAUUUUCGCUAGUCAGGAUUAAUUCCCAAUUAAUUUGUGAGCAUACAGAACCACUACUACUUCUACCAAUUGUCCAUCAGUAUUCUUUUCUAUUUUAGUUUUAUUACAGUUGCUUUAAUCACGGACAUGUCUAAACCAAUAUAUCUCAGAUAUGGGUGCUGCCAUUUCUUGCUGGUGACUGCGCAGCAGCGAUCGUGGAGUGGAGCUAUUGUGUUCAGGUCCUGGCCAUAAACCCACCUGACUCAAUCAUGACGUCUCAGCCUGUUUUUAUUGCAUCAGGUAACUUAUAAAAUCCUAAUUUACCAGAAACAUGAACACUUUGGACAUACUUCAAUGUGAUGACUACUAAAGAUGACAGAAACCAUCUUUACCCCAUCUUUGUUAAUCUUUUUACUCUUUUAUUGUGGCCCACGCCCCAUCCACUAACAUGAAGGAUAGGGAGGUGGGGUGUAUGUCCUUACUGCAGCCAGCCACCAGGGGGGAUUCCAGAUGUUUUGACUCCACCUCUGGGGUGCUGCCAUGUCCGGCAUCUUCAGUCAUUCAGUCAUUGCUCUAAACUAGUUGAAACCACUCAACUCACCAUGGUGUUGUGUCAAACUAUUAAUGUUUAACCUGUGGUAGUCUAAUAUUUAUGGGAAAUUUCUGUUCUGAUGUUACCAUCAUAUGUAUGGACUGAACCACAUGACAUACUAUUGUUCCUGCGGUUAUGUUGUUGUCUGUAACUUGCAUAUUAUUAUGAAUUUAAAUGAAAGUUUUCUUACCUGGAAGGUCCAGUCUCAAAACUAUUGAUAUUUCCAUGGCUUAAUUUUUGUUGUUGUUUAAAACUGAAAGAAUUGUGGAACUGCAAACCAGACAGCAUAUACUGCAAUUUCAAAAUUAAUAUUGUUCAACAAUAUGCAGAAAAAUAUCUAUAGAACCAAAUAGCAAUCAUGUUUGUACUUCAGAGAGUUUCACUGACUAUGCUCCACACAGUGAAGGUGUUUGACAAUUUGGGAUCUAUUUUUAUUGAAUAUGGGACACAGUUGACAUAUUUAGGUGGUAACAGGUGAAAUCUACAGCCUCUGAAUCUUGUAUUGAGUACUUCUGUGUCCUUCCCUCUGAUUCGUCUGGACCACUGUUUCCAUCCAGGUUUUUGAAACUGACUGUAGAGGGUUUCCUCCACUAUACCAUGUUUGUUUGGUUGAAGUUAGAGAGGGUGGAAAGCUAAUUGAUUUGUAAUAUUGCUGACUAUGAAAGACAUUGUUAGAAUGUGUGCCGUGAAGAAUCAAAUGACUCUGUAAGUGGUUGAUCUGUAUUGUGUAUGUGCCAUUGCAGUUUUGAUAUUUGCCUUGUAUAAUUAUGUUUAUUAUGACACUUAGUUGAUAUUCCUAUGUGCAUUUAAUGCUCUGCAGGCAGGUAACGUGUUUGUCAUAGGUCAUGCACAUGGAACCUUUCUGUCCUUCUUGUUCUCUCUAACUGCUAGAGCUGCCUGAAUAAAGACCAACGGUGUGUACUAUGAUUUGUAAGCAUUCGCUGAAAUACUAGAAUGUAAACUCAAGAGGAAACAUUUCUGAAUGACUGCACAUUAAACCCAUUGUACAGUUCAUGAUUAUUAAUGUCGAGUGUAGCCUUCCGUUCAGCUGAAUGUCUGAUGUUUGCUUCACAUACAUGUCUUUGACCAUUUGCCAAAAGCUGUUGAUUAAACAUGUUUAAAACAUUUUUUUCUAAAUGAAAAAAAAAGAAGAUUCUGUC
Messenger RNA from Scophthalmus maximus (turbot), 4072 nucleotides. RefSeq names its product PRA1 domain family, member 2 (gene praf2). Bases 40 to 576 code for a protein of 178 amino acids. The record is from RefSeq and is a predicted model, not a curated record. NCBI's taxonomy places the organism in Eukaryota, Metazoa, Chordata, Actinopteri, Pleuronectiformes, Scophthalmidae. The transcript has 3 exons. Gene Ontology annotation, cellular component: membrane.